AUGGGCACCGUGGGGUUGCUAUGGACACUGGUCACGUGGGUGUGCUGCUGUGCGUACGCUCUGGUGGUCGUACUGCUGCAAAUAGCGGUGUUGGCUUUUGGUAUAGCCUUUACAUGCUUUGCUCACGUCAACCCAGACAUGGCCCGAAGACAAGUUUCGCUUUUGUUUAGCUGGACGUCUCGCCAGGUGCAGUCGUAUGCAAGUCAUCAGGUGCUGGUGGACGCUCUCCAGUCUGCAACGCAAGCGAUCCAACCACUGCGUAUAAUGUUCUGUGACGUCUAUCAAAUGAUUUCUUUCCAAUUGACUAAACCCACGAAUCUAGAGCAAGAUGAUAGACUGGAGGACCAUGGCCCAACUGAUGACAAAUGCGUGAUAUGUCAAGAUCAGCGCAAAACUGCUCUGCUCCUCCCCUGCAAACAUCUGUGUCUGUGCAAGAACUGUAAAAACCACCUGCUGCAAGAGGAGCACGCACACUGCCCGCUCUGUCGGAGGCCCAUCCACCAGACCAUAGAUGUCUAUAUCUGA
Knipowitschia caucasica is the source of this 525-nucleotide messenger RNA. The record is from the annotation of a GenBank genome assembly. NCBI's taxonomy places the organism in Eukaryota, Metazoa, Chordata, Actinopteri, Gobiiformes, Gobiidae.